This is a messenger RNA of Papaver somniferum (opium poppy), 1700 nucleotides long. RefSeq names its product BTB/POZ domain-containing protein At3g50780-like. The transcript is spliced from 2 exons. The record is from RefSeq and is a predicted model, not a curated record. The coding region runs from base 500 to 1579 and encodes 359 amino acids. Lineage: Eukaryota; Viridiplantae; Streptophyta; Magnoliopsida; Ranunculales; Papaveraceae.
UAUAUAGCGGCAAAGGAUAGAAUAUUUGUAAGUCAGCAAUUUCUGUUCCUGUUUUUUUCAAAAUUAGGGCAGCAGAAAGCAUUAUUAUGGCUUCUUCUUGUGUUCAUCUGCUCCGUUUUGCUUCAAUCCAUCCUUGUAAUCAUCAUUAUCAACGACAAACCUUCAGAAAACCCGCAUCCUUGAUGUAUGUCCAUCCCACAUCAUCUCUGAUCUGGGCUUCUUGCUCUUUUCCUAAUCCCCAGCUAAUCACCCAGAAAUACAAAUUCCAAUUUCUUUCACCUAAAAUCCAACAAAACCCUAACUUUUUCUUCGCAUCUUCUUCAACAAAGAGUACAGCAGUCUGUAUGGCAGCAUUAUAUGAAGCAAAUACCACUGCUUCUGAAAUUACUCCAAAAAUUCCAGCUAUAGAGAUAUCAAUUUUAGUAUUCUAUUUGUGUAUAUCAUCCCGUUCUUGAACCGAUUAAGUCUACUUUCCAAAUUCCCAGUUUUAAGAUUGGCAAUGAAUCCUGUCCUAGCAAUGCUACGAUUCUAUCGAUUGAUACCAACUCUUGGUUUAAUUGGGUUUCUUGCUUUAUUUAUUGGUUUUGUAAGAUACCGCGGGCGGAAUCUGAGUAAGCUCGACUCGCUACAAGCAAUGAUUAUGGAUUGCCUGGUUGUUGUCGCAUCCUUAAUUCGCCCAUUUUUGCUGAACACGGAUCCUUUGGCCAGAGGAGCAGCAUUGGGGUUCAAGUUUCAAUUAUUAAGUGUUCUUGAAUUACUCACUUUCCAGACAUGCAUACAUGCGUGUUUAAAAUACUUAGAGGCUGUCCCGUGGGUUGUAGCGCGUCCCUCUAUUAACACACUUGAACACAUCAUAGGGGUAGUUCUUAAGACUGAUGGAUAUGAAGGUAGACGUGCGGGAAAAUCCUUCGUGGUGGAACUUCUAAGACCAAGAGACUGUCUUCUUAGUGACGUGAAUUCUGCUGAAACAUACAACAAGAAUAUAUUAUCCUCAUGUCAAAGAUGUGUAGAUUCACUGCUGAAACUAUUUAAAAAAGCUGCAAAUACUGGGUUCGAGGCGGGCUAUUUCUGUAAGACUUUGGACAACCAAAUAUCUUUAGAAGUCGAUAGCCUUUUAUGGUUGCUUGACAUUCUAGCAGAUAGGCAAGUGGCUGAGGAGUUCGCGUUAAUGUGGGCUAAACAACAAAAGCUGGCAGACCUAUACACAAAAUUCUGGACGCCCUCUCGCCAUUCCAUCAACUGCAUAACAGUACGAUUGUUGGUUGGUAUAGGAAAAGUGGAAAUUCUUCUGACGAAGGACACCCGACAACUAUUAUUACUGACAUGGUUUCAGCCGCUGGUCGAUGACUACGCUUGUUUACGAAAACGUACUACAUCAUUUGACCUGAAAGUGGCGGAAGAAAAUAUGGAGAGGAUCAUAUUAGAACUUACACCAGGAGAUCAACAGAGUGUAUAUUUGAGAUGGUUUGGAUGUUUCUUGAAGAAAGGUGAUGCCUGUCCAAAACUUCUAAAAGCCUUUGAAGGCUGGAGCAGAAGAACCGUUGGUGAAACACCUUUGCUCUCUUUUAAUAAUGAAUGACAUGAAUUUGUAUUGUAUAGUGUUUAAUUACUUGCUUUCCUCUUGUAAUUUAUUCAAAAGCGGAAAACUCACAAAAGUUUGAAUGUUAAUAUUUUUCCUUACAGUUUCUCGCGGAGUAAAA